Molecule: messenger RNA, 2345 nt
Organism: Sycon ciliatum
Lineage: Eukaryota; Metazoa; Porifera; Calcarea; Leucosolenida; Sycettidae
Product: cancer-related nucleoside-triphosphatase homolog
Exons: 1
Coding region: 213-929 (238 amino acids)
Source: RefSeq, a predicted model, not a curated record
AAGAAGCAGUUUGUGGGUGUGUUUUUGUUUUGCUGAUACUUCUUGUGCUUGCAUUUGAUUUUGAAAUACUGGUGGCGUAGUAGUGCAGACAGAUAAGGAAAGGAGGUGUUGGCAGGACAGCUCAGGCUUAUUUCGUUUCCUUUUUUGAUAGCUGGCAGGCAGCGUUCUGUUUUCAGUCAAGUGUUACACUCCAUGGUGGUAGAGCCUCGGAAAUGCCUGGUGCCAGAGUAGCUCUGAGGAAAACCCACUACUUCAUAACAGGCAAGGAGGGUGCCGCGUCGUACAUUGGACGGGUAUUCGAUCGCCUACUUGAUUACCUGCAGUACGAGUCGCAGCCCGAGAAUCGUGGCUUGCCACUGGAGGGAUUUUACACCGAGACACGAGAAACCGUGAAUAGGAAGGGUGUUGUGACCAUUGUUGGUCGGGAUAUCAAGACUAUCGGUGAAGGAUUGGUCUUUCCCAUUGCUGAACUAACAUCGCAAAAGUCACCAUGUAGACCUGUGGCUGGUCCCCGACUGUACGUAGGUAACUACAUGAUCAGUCCGGAAAGGUUUGACGAGGUCGUUGUGCCGUUGCUGCGUGCAUCACUGGAAGCCUCACGGGACACGCACGGCGUGUUUCUGAUGAACGGCAUCAACCCGAUCACGGCGUGCAGUAGUGAGUUCCUGCAGGUGCUCAAGCAGGCUAUAGAUGAUCCCGGAAAGCUGCACUUGAUCGGCACGAUGGCGUGCCCGCAGCCGGGUAUAAAUCACUACACGCCUGCAAUGAAAUCUGUACUGAGCUACAUUCAAACACACCCACUGUGUGCUGUUCAAGAGGUGACGCCCAACAAGUUUGGCAAGUCUGCCGACAAGCUCAUGGGAGAACUGAUGAAGGCUGUUGAUGGGGUCGGCAAGAACAAGGAUGACACGAAUACGGAUGCAACGUGAGGCUUGCUGUGGUGAUGUGUGUGGCAUCUGUUGCUGCAUUGCCUUGUCCUCCUCGAACUGUCUGUGGACCCACGUACAAGGCAUCAGUAAGGUGUUGCUGCAUGGCUGCUGCAGUGGCUUGUCCUCCUCGAACUGUCUGUUGACUGGCACAAGGCAUCAGUGAGGCGAGUGUGCAACAUUGUGUUGGUGCUCUACCGUUGCUGCUCCGCAUUGUCAGUCCGCGAACUGUCGGAAAUUGCUACGAGCAUGUUGGCUGUAUCUGCUCGUCAUGUGCGGCGCAGCACCGUAGCGUGCUAGAGUGUCCACAUGGACUAGGCUACUUGUGCGCACAGAUUCAUAACCAGGAAACACAGUACACUGUACACUGUACUUUUGAGACUGGGCUAUUCCCGCUGACGAAAGGAGAAUGGCCCACGGUGGCCACUGCACAGCUGUUUACGUGCAGCCGUUGCAUGUUCAGUACUCUAAAUGUGCCACUUUCCCACAUCAAGCCACUCGGAACGACUGUGUGCUGACGGUGUGCUGACGGUGUGCUUGCCUCGUAUCAUCAGCAGGUGUUGUGCUGUGUAUGAGUGCUGCUGUUGCUCUCCGAGCCGUUUGUUUGUGUUAUUUGAAUACGGUGGUGCGGAUGAGGAUACCUUCCCUCUACAUGACAUCUGUGAGACUGAUGACUGAGUACAGGGCCAUGUUGUACACUGCAAGUGUGCUUACAUGUGCCAGUGCCAGCCACAGGGCAUCUUUGCUGUUUGUUUCGCUGCUACAGACAUCGGUAUUGCUCGCUCUCUCUACUGUAGUCACCUCUACUUCAAAGUUCAGAGUACUUCGAAGCAUGUGUUGUGUUUAGUGCCCGUGCCCAUAGUGUGUGGUGCCGACGUGUUAAUCGCCGGGCUUGAUGACCGGGUAAUACACAUGAAUUGCCGGGCUUGAUGACCGGGUAAUACUGUUCUACACGUACGUGUACACUCUUUUUGAAACUCCCUGACUUGGGGUGCCAGUAAUAGCUCGGACUCUGCAGUGUUAUGAGAAUGAUCCAACCAAUUUUGGUUGUUCAUAAAUGACAAUAUGAGAGAAGUAGCCUUGUUGGGUUGAGGCUAGCUGUGAAAAGAGCUGCUACAACUACAGCGUGGCCAAGAGUUCAUAUCCCCCUCUUGGGUAUUGGCAUAAACUGUACUCUUGGUGUGGUGCAGUCAAGUGUCCAUCCGUAGACUCUUGGUACAAUUGCGUUCACACUUUACACCACACUUCACGACUGUCAUGCCUAUUAUGUGUAACAGUGUUGCUGCUGCUGCUGCUGCUGUGGUUGUGGUUGCUACCAUUGCUGCUGCUGUUGCUGCUGUCGUCUCUGAUCUAUUUCCCCAAUACACAGUGACACUGCAAUACCUUCUGAGAAUCUCACCAGACCAAGAUCCACGUCAA